GACACCGGGUCUCCAUUAGAAUUGUUUGGUUUUCCUUGAACAGUCUAGCAGCUGCAUACUGAUGAAAGAUGGCAAGUCUUCUGGAAGUCUGGACAAAUUGAUCAGUCACUAACAGUAACAGGAUUCAUCGAGCAAAGCAGGAGGAGUAUGGAAGCGCUAAUAGCGUCAUACGCUGACGAUUCUUCUGACUCCGAUUCUGAGCCAUCAGCUUCCACAUCCAUUGCUGAAGAGACAAGACUGACCCCUCUGCCUCCACCUCCUAUUUCCCUUCUUCACCCGCCCAACUCUCUCGUUUCGUUGGACUCCUUGCCAACUACUCAAGUCAAUCGCGUUCGAAGCUUUCCUCAUGUUGAAGGCAAUUAUGCUUUACACGUCUACAUCCCAGUUCAUAUACCAUCUGCAACAAAGAAGGAGCUGGCCAGUUUUCUGAAGAAGGUCACAGCUCUUGUACCUACUCUACAUGCUGUUGAUGUUGAUGUACCAUUGAGUAGUUUGUUGAAAGAUGAAGCCUUGCUUGAAAAAAUGGUGUUAGGUAGAGAGUUUCAUAUUAGUUUGGGAAGAACUGUCCCACUCCGCGUGCAUCAGAUUAAUUCGAUGGUCUCCAUGCUUCGCCAGAAGCUUCAGUUUCAGAGGAGGUAUUUAAUAGAUUUUAACAAAUGGGAGAUCUUUGUCAAUGAUGAUUCAACUCGCACAUUUAUGUCAUUGGAAGUGGUAGCAGGAGGCUUAGCUCAGGGAGGAAGCUUACUUGUAUUUUGUGUGCCUCAGAUAAGAAAGCAAAUCCAAGGUGUUAAUGAAGUCUACAAACUUCACAACCUUCCGGAAUUUUACAAGGAUCCACGCCCUCACAUCUCAGUAGCUUGGGCAUUGGGGGACAUCAGUGACACCCUGAAGAGAAUGGUGGAAGAAGAGAUGAAGAAAUACACAGCGCGUUCGGGUUCACAGCAGAAAUGUAUUUUCACAAGUAAAUUCAGUGGCAUUUUGUGCAAAAUAGGCAACAAGAUGCAUGAAAUCUGCAAGUUUCAGGAAGAAUAGCAGUUAUUUGUAGAUUACUAAUUAACCUUUGCAGUUCAAACGACUAUGCAUCUCCCAGAAGGCUAAUUAGAAGGACUUGUUAUUGUAAAAAGUCGAACUGAACGAGAGGAAAGGCAGCUAUUGUUGAUAGGUUUGUCGUUUUAAUGAAGACAACAAGAGAGAGGUCCGCUCCAUUCUAGAAUCUCUGCCAAAUAUGUGCUGAAAGAAGAUAACAAGUGAUGAGGGCAUAUUCCCAACAUAUCAAUGAUGUAGUAACUCGUAAAGGGGUUCGACUUGUCUAAUUUUUUGAGUUCUAGGUUGAUUAUUUGAGGAAAACAUAUUUGAGAGUGAGCCCUUAAAAUGCUAUUCUGCUCCUUUUAGAUGCAUAUCUGGACGAAUUCUAAGCUGUAUGAAGUGACCUAUAUCGCUAUUUAUGAAAAGAUAAAAAACACUUCCGUCUUGGA
Messenger RNA from Lycium ferocissimum, 1475 nucleotides. RefSeq lists its product as uncharacterized. The record is from RefSeq and is a predicted model, not a curated record. Gene Ontology annotation, cellular component: nucleus. The coding region runs from base 148 to 1032 and encodes 294 amino acids. The transcript has 6 exons. Gene Ontology annotation, molecular function: 3'-5'-RNA exonuclease activity. Gene Ontology annotation, biological process: U6 snRNA 3'-end processing. Lineage: Eukaryota; Viridiplantae; Streptophyta; Magnoliopsida; Solanales; Solanaceae.